Ostrea edulis (European flat oyster) is the source of this 13893-nucleotide messenger RNA. Its product is annotated as fibrocystin-L-like. The transcript is spliced from 66 exons. The record is from RefSeq and is a predicted model, not a curated record. Bases 42 to 13610 code for a protein of 4522 amino acids. NCBI's taxonomy places the organism in Eukaryota, Metazoa, Mollusca, Bivalvia, Ostreida, Ostreidae.
CGCUUAUUUGGGGGUCAGUUUGAUAAGACACAUCGGCAAGAAUGCUCCGUAGGCCGCAGACUAGUGUGGUCUUCCUUUCUCUAUCGAUCUUGGGAACCGUACUCAGCUCUGAGGUAACACACAUUGAUCCCAGAUUGGGGAGCACCAACGGUGGGACCAAGGUUACGUUAUACGGCAGCGGCUUUGCUGCCAACCAGUUUAACUGGGGGAGCGGGAACGAAAAUCUCGGCAAUGAAGUGACAAUUGUUUCAGGAACGCAGUCUUAUGCGACAGAAAUACACAAGGACGGGAGCAACGAAAACCAGAUCCAGUUCUUUACCCCGCCGUUACCAGCAGGAAAAUACUCCUUCCGGGUCAAAGUUGAUGGAAAAGAGGUUACGAGUCUCUGUGUAAAAGAUUCCUCGAAAUGUAACUUCGAGACCAAUUCUUGGGCAACACCAACUAUUGAAGAAGUUUACCCCAGAUCCGGAGAACCAGGCACACUUUUGACGUUGAGGGGUAGAAUCGUCACCACUAGAUAUGGCAGUAACAUCGCCGAGAGUGACAAUGGAAGAGAGGAGAAACUUCUUAGGAUUUAUGCUCCACAGGGAUACAAGUGCGAGAUGAAACCAGAUGGCUCUGAUACAUUUUUUGGAAUAGGCUUAAACAGUGAAACCAGCCUAAAGGGGUAUUUUACUUGCCAAACAACAGGAACAUAUGUCACCAAUGGGAACAUCAGCUAUAUUGUGGAGGGACAGUUUGGAAGAUCUCUCCCUGUGAAUGAUGUUUUAAAGUACAGUGGAAACAAUGUUAUCCAAAUGUUUCAGACUUACGCAGUCAUCAAUUCGGUCACCCCAUCCUUGGGAAGCACCAGUGGAGGUACCCAGAUCAAACUCACCGGUCGCUUCUUCAACAACACAGAGAAAACAUUGAGAGUGGAAGUUGGUGGUGAACCAUGUACAAAUCUAAAGUUGGUGUCUGACUCGGAGAUAACAUGUGACACGCCAGCCCAGCCUCCUGUCCAACCAUAUUAUACAGGUAGUAGAGGUUUGCUAUUUGAGUCCUGGACGAGCACUGCCAAGACCUUCGACACCAUCGAUGAUGUAUUAACCAUGGACAGCUCAGCCUCGGACUAUAACUCCUCCCUUGUUGAUGAGACAUAUUUCGAGGAUAAUUCAAACAAAAGCUUUGUUUCACGUCUCAGUGGAUUGUUCAUUCCUUCCCAUAAUUCCUCGUACAGAUUUUUCAUUAAAUGUGACAACUACGCAGCACUUUACUUUAGUACGUCAGAAAAUGCAGCGGAUAAACAAAAGAUCGCUACUUGCUCAAAAUACUCUAACAGCUUUUUUGAUCGUUCAGAACAAGCCUCUACCCUGGUUACGCUAACUGCAGGCAAAAAAUAUUACCUUAUGAUCUUACAUGGAGAAUAUUUUGGAGGGGCUUUUGUACGGGUGGGAGUGAAAAUGUUCACCUCGCCAGUAUCUAACCAGAUGUGUGGAUCAGCUGACCAGGAGAAACAGACAGUCAAAGUUGCAUCGACAAAGGUCAAAGAAGUUCAGACUGUGAGCUUAUCCAAUUUCAAUGACCAAGACGAAACCUACACUCCUGAGAAACAAACAGUAGUGGUGUCUAACAUUGGCGGAAAUGAGCAAAUCACCUUUAGACUGGGAUUGUAUGGAGUUUUUACAGGUCCCCUGAAGGCGAGCAGUGAUGGAACAGCCAUUGAAGCAGCCCUGAAUCUACUUCCUGUCAUUGCCCCUGACACAGUGUCAAUCAGUGCCACCACCGGCUCCACCAGCAACACCUUCGAAAUCACAUUCAAUUCUGCUUUAGGAGACAUUCCAAUGCUUCAAACGAAGAUUGACGUAACAGGAAGUUCGCUGUCGGUCAGCGCAACAGAAACCCAGAAAGGCGUGGCCGGAAGAAAGAGCGUCCGCUUUAGUAUGGAUGGCAAAAUCUCUCCAGCGUUCACAUACGGAGGUCCUGUUGGUGAUGUCCAAGCUGCAGUAGAGGGGCUGUUUUCUGUGAGGUGCCCAUCCACCUUUGUUGCCGGUGACAACAAAUAUUUUCAGGAUUUUGAAGACCAGAAAGCCGUUGAAGCCAUGGGAAAAAUUAUCAGCUACGUCUCGCCUUUCUGUGGUCGACAUGCCAUCAUAAACCCCAAAUUUAUAUAUAAGGCAUCAGAUAAGAAACUGGGCAUUAGUGUCACCCAGUAUGGAGUGGUGUGUUUUGCCUACUUUGGUCCGAUCAAAUCACUUCUUAGAGUGAAUUACAAUUUUUAUGAUAAGACGAAACUGACUACAGAAUCAGCCACCAACUACCUGACCAUAGCCAAUGCUGCAGCAUCGACAAAGUGGAACUAUGUGUGUGUGGAUAUCCUGGAUGCCCUGUCCACAUUGAAAACAGAUGGCAGUUCUUUUGAGGCCAGAGAAAUGAACUUGUAUCGUGAAGACAACGCUGUUGAUGAUCUGUUAGUAGAUGCUGUGAUUGUUGUUCGUAGUGACCUAGCCACUGAUACUCAAGAGGGUAUCCGUGAACAGCGAAUGGUUGGGGCCACACCGGGGGGAUUCCCCAUGAAGACUCUCCAGGUGGAGGAGAAUGCUGGAGUCUACACCAUCACCAUGUCACCUAACAACUGCAGCUUUGGAAUCCCCCUGCUUGGGCUGGGUAAUGCACAGGCCUCCCAGUCAGAUCUGGUGGCUUCCACAUCAGCCUCAUUUUCAACUUCAACCAAAGCAGGAAGUACUGUAUCCAUGACAACCAGCCGAACAUCUGCUGCUUCUCCUCCAGUCACAGGAACUGUUGGAUUUACAUUUGAAGGAAAAACUGUUGAAAUUCCAGCUAAAGCUCUGGAGACAGAGGUGAAAGACUUGUUGAUGACGAUCCCAAACAUCGGAAAUGUCCACGUGAAGAAGGAAGGAGACUGUGCAGAAUUUGAGUGGCAGGUCACAUGGCUCAGCCGGAUGGGUGACCUCCCAGCAGCCACGGUGGAUGGUACAAAAUUACGAGGCAUCUCCCCCGCAGCCACCAUACAGACAGUUCAGAAUGGAGGUUUGUGGUAUAACCCUAUCCCUGGAGACAUGCUGAGAACUUAUGAAUCCACACCUCAGGUGAUUGCCUAUGUGAAUGAUAUUCCCACUCGUUGUGAGGGUACCUGCAAAUUUGAAUGGCAAGCUUCCAGUACUCCUGUAGUUUCAGCCAUAUCACCUACCUCAGCUUACACUGGAGACUCCCUGACAAUAACUGGUACAUCAUUUGGAGCAUCAGCAGCUGAUAAUUCGGUCACCAUCGGAGGAGUGGCCUGUACAGUGACCUCUGCUUCGUCCACCCAGCUGGUGUGUACUGUGGGGGCUGGUACAGGAAGCCACGCGGUAGAGGUCAAUGUUGCCGGGGUAGGACUGGCCAGCGGUAGCUUCAGCUUCAGUUAUAACACACGGAUCACCAGCAUCACUCCAACAAGUGGCAGUUUAGCCGGUGGAUCUCGGCUGACGGUCGCAGGGUCAGGAUUCUCUCCCACAGCUGUAGUAGCAGUCAACACAGACACAUGUACUGUAGUGACGGCCACCACAUCAGAAAUUGUCUGUCUCACCCCCUCUGCAUCUACUCCAGGCAGUGCAUCAGUGACCUUGGCCCAGGCAGGUACGACCUUGACAGCUUCUCAACAGUUCAAUUACGAUGCAGCCUUGACAGCUAAUAUCAACUCUGUGUCUCCUUCUUCAUCCAGUGUUACAGGAGGUGGCACCCUGGUCCUACAGGGUACAGGUUUUGGAUCUACUCAGCCAGCUGGCACCACUCUUGUGAUUGGGAGUGAGCCUGCCACUAUUAUCUCGUACAGCGAUACCCAGGUGGAGGCAACUCUACCAGCUCAGGCUGCAGGAGACCAUGUCAUCAAGUUCUCUGUUGGCAAUAAUGGUUACGCAGCAAACUCAGCCAGCACCAAGAGCAUUGCCUAUCGACUGAAAGUAACCAACAUAUCCCCCCGCAGUGGUUCUCUGUAUGGAGGUACCAUUGUGACUGUAACGGGACAGGGUUUCGGUAACACUGCUUCUAACAUUAAGGCCAACAUGGGCAGUUAUAAAUGUGAUGUUGUGGGUACCGUCACCGACACACAAUUCAAAUGUCAGAUUGAAGCCACCGGAAAAGUCCAUCAGGUCUCUAAUCAAGGAGCUAGUGCCACCUAUGGAGUGGGCUAUGCAUGGAGUCCAAUGACAUUAGAUGUACACGUUGGUGACUAUAUUGAGUGGAAGUGGUCAGUGGCAGAUGGUGUGACUGGAAUCAACAUCGGUGUUCACCAGACCAAGACAGCAGUGGCAACCACUAGCUCCGGAUUCUCCAGUGGAGCAGGCACGCCCUCUGGAGCUUAUAAAUACCAGGUGACCAGGACUGGAGAUGUUUUCUACUGGAGUGACUAUGUGGAUGCCAACAGUAAGAUCGCAUUCCGGGGUUCUAUCAAGGCCAUGUCACGACCCCAGUCUGUGGAAGACUUUGGACUUAAACUCGGUGGAUAUGAGGCAGAGUAUGAUACUACAUCAGGUGUCGCUGAUCCGGCUGCUUCUGGUUGUGAGGUGACCUCUUCUAUCUCGGGCUGCACUGAUGCCCCGCCCACUGGAGGCUCUGCUGGUAAAUUCCACUUUUCCUUCGAGACUUGCCGUUCACCUUCUGUGUCCAGCAUUUCCCAUGACCAGGGACAUGCAGCGCAGGAUAUCACACUGUCCGGUUCAGGAUUCGGUGCCACUGGUUGCCAGCACAAGAUUGACAUUGGUGAUUACACCUGCUCUGUCUCCUCUGCCUCGGCUGGCAGUCUGGUUUGCAAUGUUGAUGGAUCAACACAACCCGGAGUUGGAGUAAUGAAGGAGUUGCAAGUGUCUGUCCUGAAUCGUGGCUAUGCUCUAUUGGCCACAUCCAAGGUCGCUACUUUUGUCCUCCUCCCUCACGUCAGUUCCUACUCUCCCCAGGAGGGAUCCAUGAAAGGUGGCUUCACUCUCACCAUCAAUGGAGGAGGAUUCAAUGCCAAUACAGUGGUCACGAUUGAUGCCAUCACUUGUGAGAUUACCAGUGUCACUUAUGACAGAAUCAUCUGUACAGCUCCCUCCCUCAACACCUACAGCUCUAAGCCGUUGGUUGUUAAGGUUCCCAGCAAUGGAAACAACUUGGAGGCCAAGUGUUCGGAUCCCUUGCUCAGUUGUUCCAUACGAUAUGCUCAGACCUCUACCCCAACAGUUGCCUCAGUUACCCCCGACUCCGUGUCAGGUUCCUCCACUGCCCUCACCAUUGAGGGAACCUUGUUUGGAACCACUGCAUCAGCUGUUACGGUGUCCAUUGGAGAUGCCUCUUGUUCAGUCACUGCAGUAACCAACACUCAGAUUCAGUGUACCGUGGGAACAGUCCCUGUGGGUUCACAAGACGUUUCUGUUGUCAUUGACGGCGUUGGCAGGGCCGCCACCACAGUCAAAGUGCAGAGUGAAGCUGUUUUGACUUCUAUCACCCCAUCUUCUGGAAGUACCAAUGGUGGUGCUUUAGUCACAAUUGCUGGAAAUGGUUUUGUAGCAAACAAGACAACAGUAACAAUUGGAGGAAAUGCCUGUACAGUGAAUGAUGUAACAUCAACUGCUAUUCAGUGUACCACUCCUGCAGGAACCGGAUCCGCAACUGUUGCAGUGGUUUCAGAUGGUGUCACAUAUGGCUCCGUGACCUACACCUAUGACCCCUCAGCCACACCUACAAUCACCACCCUCACUCCUCAAUCAGGAAACCCUGGUCAGACCCUCACUAUUUCUGGUUCUGGGUUUGGCUCAGGUUCUGUGAAGGUGUCAGUCGGUGAUACAGAUUGUUCAGUGACAAGCUCCUCAGCUACUGAGAUUCGUUGCACCCUGGGAGUUAGCUCCGCAGGAUCCAAGGCAGUUGUUGUUGAUGUUGUGGGAAAGGGUGUAUCCAGCAACUCCAAUCAGUUCACCUACAGUCUAGCUCUUGGUAGCAUCAGCCCUUCUUCGGGAAGUCUUGGAGGAGGACAAACAGUGACCAUCACAGGACAUGGUUUCUCCCCAAAGAGCACAGUCACUAUAUGUGGUCAGGCCUGUAGUCUGGAUUCCAGUGCCAGUCAGAGUGACACACAGUUUGUUUGCUCAACUCCUGUUCACGCAGCUGGUGGAUGUGAUGUGGUGGCCACAGAAGGAUCAGAGACAAACACUUUGGCCAGCAGUUACACCUAUGAUAGUUCUGUCACCCCCACCAUCACGUCAGUCAACCCCACCUAUGGCGGCACUGCUGGGGGUACCUCAGUCACUGUCUCAGGAACAGGAUUUGGAACUAAUUCUGCUGCGGUGUCUGUGAAGAUUGGAGGCGUGGCCUGUGCUAUAGAUACCAUUAGUGACACCUCCUUGACGUGUACCACUGGUGCCAGAUCAAGUUCUAUAGACACUGCCGUAUCUCUUCAGGUGGCUACCAAUGGCAUUGCUGAUCAGACCAACGCUGCCUUUAGAUACAUUGACGUGUGGUCCUCCCCCACCACGUGGGUAGGCGGGACAUUGCCAGGGGAGGGAGAAAUGAUUGUGAUUCAGGAAAACCAAACAAUUCUUCUGGAUGUUUCCACUCCGAUAUUGGGCAUGCUCCUCAUUCAAGGAGGAAAAGUGAUCUUCGAUGAGAAAGACAUUGAACUCAAUGCCAAAUACAUCUUGAUAACCGAUAAUGGAGCCUUAGAGGUAGGAAAGGAAGGUGCACCAUUCCAACAUCAGGCCACCAUCACAAUGCACGGAGUGUUCCGCUCUCCCGAGCUUCCUAUCUAUGGCUCCAAAUCACUGGGCGUCAGAGAAGGAACCCUAGAUCUGCACGGAAAACCAAAAGUAACAUGGACAAGACUGGCUGCCACUGCUAAUUCCGGAUCCUCCUCCAUCACUCUCCAGCAGGGCGUGGACUGGGAAGUAGGAGAUCAGAUUGUUCUGGCCACCACAGGUCAUCGCCACUCACAGGAGGAGACAGAAACCAAGAGAGUAGCAAGCGUUUCAGCUGAUGGUAAAACUGUGACUCUCGAUUCCCCGUUGACGUACACUCAUGUUCGUGUGACAGAGACCUACGGUACUGCCACUGUGGACAUGGCAGGCGAGGUGGGUCUGUUGUCCCAUAACGUCAGAUUCCGAGGAUACGGUGACCCAGAGUGGGUCACAAACAUCACGAAGUGUGAAGCGGGAUUCGACACGGGAGAGUUUACCACCCAGACCUGUUUCCAGGGUCGAUUUGGAGACGAGAUGGGAUCUGAUCAGUUUGGUGGUCACAUUCUGAUCCAUGCACCAAAACCUGAUUUAGGUUUGGCCACUGCCCGUAUUGAAUAUGUGGAAUUCACGCAUGUAGGUCAGGCCUUCAGACUAGGACGCUACCCCAUUCACUCGCACUUGAACGGAGACAUGAGUGCGUCUUAUGUUAGAGGUUGCGGUCUCCACAAGACAUUCAACAGAGCAGUGAAUGUCCACAAGACCCAUAAUCUGUUAGUGGAGCACAAUGUCAUCUAUAACGUCAUGGGUGGAUCGUUCUUCUUGGAGGAUGGUAUUGAAACAGGCAACAUCUUCCAGUACAACUUGGCUAUUUUUGUAAUUUCCAGCACUAGCUUGUUGAACGAUGAUAUCACACCAGCCUGUUUCUGGGUCACAAACCCUAACAACACCAUCCGACAUAAUGCAGCCGCAGGGGGAACUCACUUUGGAUUCUGGUACAGAAUGCACGAACACCCGGAUGGACCUUCCUUCGAUCCCAACAUCUGUCCAAGACAUGUACCCCUUGGAGAGUUUCAGAACAACACAGUUCACUCCAUGGGAUGGUUUGGACUGUGGAUCUUCCAGGAAUAUCACCCGAGGAAGGAUGGGUCCUGCGACGUCGCUGCGGAACAUGAAGUAGCAAAGUUCAGGUCUCUGACUGUGUGGAACUGCGAGAAAGGAGCAGAGGCUGUCAAUGCGGGAGCCCUGCAGUUUCACGAUUUCCACAUGAUCCACAACGAAAAGGCUGGUUAUGAAGGAAAACUCAUCAAGCACUCUCCUCAGAACCAGGAGAAUGCCAGCUAUGCAGUCGUAGACAGCAUUAUGGUAGCAAACAGCCCCGGACUGACUGCAGUGUCAGGACAGAAAAGCUACUGCACUAUUGGUGGGAUUGUCUUGCCUUAUGGUAAUGGGAUGAUGGUGAUCAACACUGAUUUCUACAACUUUGACCAGAGUAACUGUAAUGCUUUCACACUCACCAAGAUUGAUGGAACUUGCACUGUUUAUUGUGGAGGAUACUCCUACAGAUUUAAAGAGAUAUCAUUCACCAACUCUCCCAAUCAUGGAAAGUUUGACUGGAAAUGGCAGGCUGUGAUGAUUGAUAUGGAUGGAUCCCUGUCGGGCGGUGCAGCCGGGUCCCAACUCACUCCAACUAGUGCCACGCUACCCUCAUCUUGCACCAGCGAUACAAACUUCAACAAAGGGGUACCUGCUAGUUUGUGCCCCGGGUCCCUCAAGUUCCACCGUGUGGCAUUGAACAAUAUCGAACCUGUGUCACUGGAGGGCCAACGAAUGAUCCUCAACAACUCCUACGGAUCAGACUAUGCUGACUUUGGACUCAAAAGGAUUUCACACAAGCCUGGCUGGAUUGGAACUCUCAUUGAUGGAGAGACGUACAGAUUUUCAUGGGAAGAUGGGGAGAAAAUCACAAAUGUUUCCUACCAUGCAACUUUCUACCAGUUUGAGGAUCCAUCCAACAAUGUUAAGAUCUGCCAACGCUUUGAGAGGAAGCCUGAUCGAUUUUCAUUGGAUGGAAACACUUUUAAUAAUGCCUCAGUUACCCCAAUGGUUUAUGGAACUAAUAAAAAUGGAGACUGGGAAUUCCAUGAUUCGGAGAUGGAACUAUGCUAUUUAGUUUCUGGUAAAACCAGUCGCAGGAAGAAGAGGGGUUCUGGAGCAAUGCCUGUCUAUGCGGAGGACAGAGAUUGCUCUGUUACUGCCUUCAAGUGCUACUACACGGACUGCGUCCCUCCCCCUGAUCCAGAUACCAUUCCCCCAACCUGCACCCGACCAUCCAAUGCAACCAAGUGGUCAGAUGUGGCAACAUGGCAGACCGCAGCGCCCGGAUGGGGUGGUAACCUUGGAAAUGGACAAUAUGGACUUCCUCAACAGGGUGACAAGGUCAAGAUUCCUAAAGGUUACUGGGUGAUUCUGGACCAGCCCAUCCCUAGUUUUGCAGAAUUGGUCAUUGAGGGAACCCUAGAACUUGAUCAUGGACCAGCCAAAACCAAUUCUUACACAAUUGAUGUGACCUACUUGUACAUAUUAGGCGGACGACUCAUCAUUGGCUGUGAGGAAGCAGCACCUUUUGAGGGCGAAGCCUCCAUCAUCUUACGUGGUGAUCCCAACACCGCCCCCUACCCAGUCACAGAGGGCCCUAAUGUGGGCUCAAAAGUCAUUGCGGUCUUUGGAGGACUGGACAUACAUGGUAAAAACCACACUGUGACCUGGACAACUCUGUCUCAAACUGCUGCAUCGGGGGCUAACCAGAUCUCGCUGACCGAUACAGUGGACUGGGCAGUCAAUGACGAGAUUGUGAUCACAUCCACAAGCUACAUGGCUUGGGAGGUUGAGGUCCGCAAGAUCAGUGCAAUAUCUGCUGACAAAAGGAGCCUGACACUGAAUGAAUCCCUGUCACACAAACACAUCUCUAUGGAAGAGUCCUUCAGUAAUGGUGAGAAGUACUCAAUGAGAGCUGAAGUGGGACUUCUGUCUCGCAAUGUCAAGAUUAUUGGAGCCGUUUACCCCAACAUGUUUUCUGAUUCGUAUGGAGCUCGUGUGCUUGUUGGUGUUACUGCUGAUCCCACCAGGCGUUACACUGGAUUUGCUAGACUUUCCAAUGUGGAAUUUUUCCGCGGCGGACAGGAAGGAUACACUGCUACCUACGAUCCGCGACAUGCUCUCAGCUUCGUUGACAUUCCAAUAUCCAACGUCAAACCGUGCUAUGUUAAACAGUGCAGCUUCCAUCACAAUCUAGGAAUUGCCAUCGGUGUCUACGGAACCAACAACCUAGAGAUUCAAAACAACGUCAUCUACCACAGUGUGGGAUCAGCAAUCCACACAAAGUCUGCAGGCACAGCCAUUCGUAACAACCUCAUCUCAUUGAAUCUGUGGCCAGGGUCUUACAUAGGUCGUUCAGAGCCCAUGAACAUCUAUUACGAUGGGUCUGUGGAUGGUGUCAAAGCCAGCGGAACUAUAUUACAGGGAAAUGCCAUUUCUUCAUCCGAGCGCUCAGGUUACCAUGGAGAUUUUGAGAGUUGCACAGCAACUGACACCUGGUUUGACAACAUCUUCCAUUCUAACCUGAUGGCUGUUGGCAUAUUUCCUAUAGACAAGGUCAACCCGCCCACAUGUUGGAGGAUUGCCAAUAUGUCCAUCUGGAAGAACUAUAAUUAUGGAGUUUUUUACCAGAGUGUGUAUGAAAUCAGCAUGGAGAAGCUAACUUUAGUUGACAACAAUGUCGGAAUCUUCCCGAUGAUUAUUGGACCUGCGGCCCUUGAUCAUGCGUACCAGAACAAGAAAGUGACCAUCUCGAAAAGUCUGGUGGUUGGCAAGUCUUCAGUCUUUGAUUGUGCUAAUGAUAAGAUGGACUUCUCUUUGCCAUAUGUUAACCUGAGAAGAACAUUUGAUAAGUCCUGGAGGAUUGAAACUAAAGGAAGAACCGGAAUAUCCAUCUCCAUCUUCAGCUCUGGUCCAAAUAAUGCACCAGAAAAGCCGUUUGCUGGUAUCAUGGCAUAUAAUGCUAUAGCUGGCUUUACUACUAUCACAGACACUACAUUUGCUAACUUCCAAACUGGUUCAUCUGGUGAGUGUGGAAUGGACAUUGCUCUUGCGACUGACCCCAACAAUGACGAUGCUUGUCAUCCAACUGAGCUGACCGGAAACAGGAAGUUCAACGUCGGAGCAGAAAACACUGUGUAUUACCAUCGACCGAGAUUGUCAAAGGUCAACCCAUCUGAUUGUGUGGACAUGGACUGUGAUGGCCACAAGAAAUGUUUGGUGAAGGACACAGAUGGGUCCCUGUUCGGCAGUCCUACUACCAUUGUGCCACAAGCUGAGUUUGAGUGGGACGGAGACCCGCGCCGUGGGCUUGGAGACUAUAGAAUCCCAAAACCCAUUCUGACUGCCCCUGGCGGAGCUGUUCUCACAGUAGAACAGGUGGCGAAGUACAAAGGUGUGCUGCGAGACGAUACCUGCACAUACAACAAUAACCAGCAGGUGUAUAAGUGCACCGACUACACAUACAGACAACUGACCAUCGAGAGCAUGGACGCCGACACAGAAUUACGCCGUUUGUCACCAGUGGCUAUCUUGGCAUGGAAUGGCAAUGGAGACGGGUUUAUUGAUCUGAUUAACGGACCCCAGGACCAUGGCUGGUGUGCGGGUUACACCUGCCAAAAGAGAUUGUCCACAUUCCAGGCUAUCGCCGCUUCUGGAAGGAACUACUCUUUGUACUUCAGUAGUACUGCACCUCAACACCUCCGACUAAUGAUGCUCAAUACUCCGUCCUCAGAACGCAUCCGAGUAGGUGCCUACAACAGUAAACCUAACCGACUAGACGUCUUUGUCAAUGGAGAAUAUAAACUUCCUAAGAAUGGUCAGCUGGAUUCCAACAAAAAUCUCAUUCUGCAGGCACCCACUAGUGUCAAUCAGUACAAUCCUAAGGUGGAUACAGAUCCCUGUGGCACCAAUUACAUGGACCGUGACUGGCAGGAAAUGCAGAUCAUCGUCUGUGGUGGGGAUGAAGUGGAAAUCAAAAUGUCCCCGCAAAUUGUCGUGGGAUUUAAUGUUCCCACCAUGACUGUGGACCAAUUCUUUGGACCCAAUCUCUUGAACAAUCUGGCCACGUUCUUGGGUAUUCCUAGUGACAAAAUCCGUACCAUGCAGGUUCAGUCGGGGGUCAGUCGCCGUAGACGAUCCACUGGAACUAACACUAUGUACUACAUCGAGGUCGGUAACCCCCCAUGCACGGACAUUAAUUGUACGACUGUGGUCAGUGCGAUGUCUUAUACUGACCAACAGACCCUGGCCUCCAAGAUCAUUAAUCAAUACCAGCUCGGCAAUCUCUCUGACAUCUUGAACAUCACCAUCAAUGGUGUCGCUGUGGCCGAGGCCUUACCACCGACCUCUGACCCUAACUGGGCCAAGGUUGUGGAGUCUUCUGACUACGUGAAUACCAUCAAGGUCCCUACAGUGAUGGAGUUCCAAACGGAGAUAACUGCAGGAACAGAGGGCAAUGCCUUCCCAGUCCAGCCGGUGUUACAGUUCAAGGAUAGCAAUGGAGACAGGGUUACCUUGUUAGGAGCAACAGCUUACCCCUGGAAGGUCGAAGUCAGCUUAAGAACAGGAAGUGGAAGCAAUUCAUUGGCCACACUGGUCGGAAACACCACUAUGUCCUUCAUCGAUGGCUGGGCAAAUUUCACCGGUCUGGGGAUAUCCCACAGCGGAACAGGGUACAUUUUAGACUUUAAGGUGAUCGAACCAUCCGAGGCCAGCUUUACUCUUGCCUCCACAGCUAUCAGUGUCGCUCAGCGAUUACUGACCUCUUCUGUGACCUACACGUCCCCCGACGUCUACCAGGGUAGCUCACAUACCAUUAAUCUGGACAUUCGAGACAAAGACACUGGAAUUGUUUUGCCAGACAUUGCUUGGAGUGGCCUAAAUUGGUACGUCAACACCUCCCUGGUGUCUGGACUAUCCUAUACCGGAUCUAUGUCCACCAGUACACCGUCGAAAGCUUUUGAUCCAAUGUCAGGUCUUGUGAUCUUGAAUGACCUCCAGCUUGACACCAUUGGUAUGGCUCACGUGAAAUUCACAGUGUACUCAGUGCCAGCCCAGUAUUCCCAUGAAGUCAUUCAUGAACUGACCGUCUACCCAACAGAGGCCCAAUCCGUUACCAUAGACACCACUAACACCAUUAAUGUGAAGUUCGAUUUAGACUUUGCCACAUAUGGUAACACACAGUUUGGGGCAGUGGUGUUGAAUUACUUCCAGUCUAGAUACCAUUACAUGAAGAUGUCCAACCUGCAGGUCAGCCAAGGAAGUGUGGUAGUCACUAUCACAGUAUCCGGCAAUUCCACCACAGUAUUGGAAGUGACUGAGGCCAUGUGCACCGCCAUUAAAGAUGGCACCACCUUUACAUACGGAGGAACCACUGUCUCACUCAAGAGCUACAUGACAGUGAAUGGAGCUAGCUAUUGUUCUGAUGAGUCCAGCGCAGAGACAGACAAGGAUGAUGAUAAGGAAAAAGAAAUCAGAGCACUGAUGAUCAUCGGAAUCUGCAUCGCUGUUCUCCUCGUCAUUCUCAUCGUUGUUGCUGUUUUGGUCUGGAGACUGAAAGUCUACCCCAAGACAAAGACGCACAGGUCGCAAUGUAAACAAGGAGCAAGUUUUGCCGGACGGCUACCAGGAAUGCACUCAGACGGAGAUGCGGUGUACAUUGGUAAGGGCAAAGGAACAUUCUUCUUUGAAGACAGCUUCUACAGACAGGACACGUUUAACAGCCUGAGGACAGAGAAUUCGUUCCUAGAGGAUGGUCAGAAACCUCCCAUCAACACCACAUUCUACGAGAAGAGUCCCACUGGCCCUGCCCUGAGCCGCCACUUCUAAAUAAUCCACUGAAUGAUGUGGAGCUUUGUUAAUCUUUUUCUGAUAUUUAUAUUACUUUGCACAAAAAAACUUAUCUAUAUCCAUGGAAAAUAUAUCUGCAAAUUUCAACAUGGAAUUAGUGAAGUACAUUAAUUGCUCUUGUUUGUUGUUUUAUUUAUAUUUAUUCUGACACGUACUCUUUGUCUGUGAUAUAUACCCUGUGAUAAAAAAUUAUCAUUUUGUUAUUGUUGACAAUCAAUUGCAAAUUUGUAGACAAUACUUUUAAUAAAACUCUGAAGUUGAA